AUGGCAACUAGCAUACCAUACGAUCCAGAAGACUUUGAAAAUAAUAAUCCUUUUGCUGAGCCUGGGCAAGAUUCUCCCACUGUCAACGUGGGGCUCAUGACUGAGGAUGUGGCUGAGCCUGAGGUAAGAGAUCUGACCAGUGGUUUCUAUGGACAUCCUAUCGAAGGCGAAGAAGAGGAACAGCAAGAGGAACAACAAAAAGUACAACAGGAAACCCAGCAAUCCGAGGAAAGUGGCAAUGGUAAGUUAGUGGAAGAAGAUCUUAAAAAACUUCUUCCUGAACGUUUCACGAACAAGUAUCUGAUGAGAAUCCACCUCCGUGAGAUCGAAGAAAACAAGCCAAAUAAUCCAAUUCUCAGGUUUGAUGCAUCCGUAAGAGGAUUGCCCAAAUUCAGGGAGAAGACUUAUAAAGACAUCAGACGGACGUAUAAUGAGGUCCAUAAAUUCAACGAGUACUUGAUUGUAUCUAACCUUGAGGUGUUCGUUCCGGUGAUUCCAAGUCCGGUCACCUCCUAUCCUGCUGGCGGGGAGGAUGAGAGAAAGCAACAGUUGUACAACUGGCUGGAAUGGUUUAGCAGAAUCACGCGAAACCCUAUUUUGGUGAGGGACGAGGAAUUCGUCUAUUUCAUCGAAAGCGACUUUGGCUACUCUGUUAUCAACUCAAACCGAAAGCACCUGGUUGCUAGCGGGCUCGUGAGAAAGACUAUGAAACAAUUGCCCACUCCUUAUGACCCUUAUCAGGAACUAGCUACUUUCCGUCCAGUAGUCAAGUCUGCUUAUUUGUUAUGCCAGCGAUUGAACAAAACCAUGGAUAAGAACCAUAAGCAGGAGCGCCAACUUCUGACAAAUAUCAGCGAACUAGGCACUAAGCUUAGAGGUCUUUCUCAAUUUGAAACUGUGCAUCCUGGAAUGCGUAACUUGUGGGAAAAACUCUCUAAAGUAACUCAAUUUCAAGCCGACUUGUUACUUAUCAAGCUGAUAAGUGACAUGGGAUCUCUUGGAGAUGGCGCUAGGACAAUGAGUGCUGACUUUUUCGAAAUCAAGGAGGCUCUAACUAACCGUUAUCUCAUUAUGAGAGAGCUAAUACAGGCUGAAGCACACACUAAAGCCAAGCAUGUACAAGCUACUAAAAUCAAAAGCAAGGCAUCAUUGGAUCCUAUCAGAGCCGAAGAGGCCAUUCGCACGCUUGAGUUCGCUCAAAAGUCAGAAGAAAGCCUCCACAUGCAAGUGAAGAGAAUAUCCGGUGAAAUGAUGUUUGAGAGGAAAGAAGUGGUAGACUUUACGGAGAAGAAGAUGAAGACCCUCCUAAAACAAUUCACGCUUAAUAGGGUGGAACAACACCGUAAGCUCUUGAAUCAUUUUGAGAAGAUCAGACUUGAUGUGAGAAUAAUUGACGAGAACGGAGGUUUGUCUCGGUUGAACCGAGAACACCUAAGUCAAAUGAAGCAUAACCUAGCACAGUCGCAGGGUGCCAAUGGUGAUCUAUGGAGCUCACGUAAGUUCCGAAGUCUUACUCAGCAGCAAGCGGAAAAAGAAGAAGGGCUCAAAAAUAAGGCUGAUAUUGAUCCUAGCUCGAUUGAUGCCAAGAAAGCAGCGUCUAUGCUCGGGACGUCUACAUUUUAG
Molecule: messenger RNA, 1623 nt
Organism: Candidozyma haemuli
Lineage: Eukaryota; Fungi; Ascomycota; Pichiomycetes; Serinales; Metschnikowiaceae
Gene: VPS17
Product: retromer subunit
Exons: 1
Coding region: 1-1623 (540 amino acids)
Biological process (GO): retrograde transport, endosome to Golgi; intracellular protein transport
Cellular component (GO): retromer, tubulation complex; endosome; retromer complex
Molecular function (GO): phosphatidylinositol-3-phosphate binding
Source: RefSeq, a predicted model, not a curated record